Molecule: messenger RNA, 1174 nt
Organism: Diabrotica balteata
Lineage: Eukaryota; Metazoa; Arthropoda; Insecta; Coleoptera; Chrysomelidae
Source: the annotation of a GenBank genome assembly
CUGAACAGCAAUAUCGUGAUUUAUUCCCAUAGAAACUAACUGAUGAAGAAAUUCUUCAUUGGGUCUAAAUUCAAGCUCUGGUUCAGUCAUCAGGUCCAUUAAUUUUUUAAAACUAAUAAUUUUAUUCCUCAAAAAUCAAUUCCUUUUUCUAGAACACUACACUUCAAAAUUAUAUAUCUAAAAGGUUAGAUUCUUCUUUUUUUGCAAGGAAAUUAUCUGGAUGCUUGAUUUUAUUUACAUCCACAACAAUAAAUUAUAAUGAAUUCGUGCAUAAAUACAAGAAUUUUAUCGCUUAUGACCAAUAAUUAACAGUGGGUAAUAAGUUUAAUAUGCAUAAACUUUGACAAUGCAUCAAGGAAAUUAAAUAAAGAUUGACAAAUAUACGUGUCAUUAAAACGCCUUAUUGUUCACUUAUUGUUUGUGGUUUGUGUACUGACAUCUGAUUGAUAAGCAAUAUUAACAAAUGAAUAAAAUCAAAACAAAAAGCAAGAAACAUGAAAAAAGUAAGGGCAAAAGGAAAAGAAAAACAGACUCAUCUGAUAGCGAAGAAGAACAGUUAGAAAACAAAAGGAAAAAACGACAUAAAGAAGAAUCACCUUCUAGUAGUUCUUCGUCAUCUUCGUCAUAUUCCAGCAGUUCUAGUAGCAGCACCACUACUGACACUAGUUGUUCAGUUAAAGUAAAGAAAAAGAGGAAAUCGUCGCCAUCUACUUCAUCAAGUUCAAGUGAAUCAUCUGAGGGGGAACAAAAGAGCAAAAAGAAAAAGAAGAUCCUUACCAAAAAACGCCCUAGAAAGCAGUCAUCUAGUUCGUCUACUUCUUCUUGCACUAGCGACAGCAGCUUAUCGAGUGACGCCAAAUCAAAAAAAUCUUCCAAAAGCUCGUCCAAAAAGAAAAAGCCGAAACAAGAGGAGGAAUCUAUGGAUAUACCUAUCAGUUUGAUGGAGAAAGGUAAGUCGAUGGCGCCGAUGACGAAAGAAGAGUGGGACAAGAAUCAGUCUACAGUUAAGAGAGUCUUUGAUGAGUCUACAGGGCGUCAUAGAUUGAUAAAAGGAAACGGUGAAGUGUUAGAGGAAAUAGUGAGCAGAGACCGUCACAAGGAAAUCAACAAAAUGGCGACCAAAGGUGAUGGGGAAUAUUUCCAAAAUAAACUGUCUUCUGCUGUUACGAAAUAA